GAUGAGCCGCCGGAUCCUGACGUCAUCGAGGUUGAUCCCACUCGCCGUUACGUUUGCUAUAAGGACAUACUAGGUAAAGGAGCAUUCAAGACUGUAUAUAAGGCUUUUGAUGAACUUGAUGGGAUUGAGGUGGCAUGGAGUCAGAUUAAGCUUGAUAAUAUGUUGCAAACCCCUGAAAACUUGGAGAGGUUGUACUCUGAGGUUCAUCUCUUGAAGUCUCUGAAACACGAGAACAUUGUUAAAUUCUACACCUCGUGGGUUGACGAGGGGAACAGGACUAUUGACAUCAUCACCGAGCUUUUCACUUCGGGCAGCUUGAGACAGUAUCGUAAGAAACACAAGAAGGUUGAUAUGAAAGCUGUGAAGGGAUGGGCGAGACAAAUAUUGACGGGCUUGAACUAUCUCCACAGUCAGAAGCCCCCUGUCAUACAUAGGGAUUUGAAAUGUGAUAAUAUUUUCAUUAAUGGAAACCAUGGUGAGGUGAAGAUUGGAGAUCUUGGGCUGGCAACUGUUAUGCAACAGACUAAAGCCCGGAGUGUGAUUGGGACACCUGAGUUUAUGGCACCCGAGCUCUAUGAUGAAGAUUAUAAUGAGUUGGUUGAUAUAUACUCGUUUGGGAUGUGCAUGCUGGAAAUGGUUACCUUCGAAUACCCCUACAGUGAGUGUACAAAUUCUGCUCAGAUAUUUAAAAAAGUCUCUACUGGUGUCAAGCCUGCUGGUCUUUCAAAGGUUAAGGAUCCAGAAGUGAAGGCCUUUAUAGAGAAAUGCUUGGUACCAGCUGCUGAGCGUUUGUCAGCGAAGGACCUUCUGAAAGAUCCUUUUCUCCAAUCAAAUGGGGUUCAAGCGAAUGGUCCUUUGCAGUUACCUGAAUUCAACAUACCAAAGUCAUGUUCCUCAAGAGAAAAGCCAGCUCUCAAGGUAGAACCUAAAAGUAGUGCACAGCAGAUGAAACCAUCUCAAGGCACUCAGGUAGUUAGCGCAGGGCCUCCAAUUGUAACUGCAAUUGAGAAAUCUGGUGGUGAGAGUGUGACUCUGCAGGUCCUGCAGAGGAGGAAUGGCAUUAAAUUUAAUUUGAAAGGGCAGAGAAAGGAUGAGAAGUUUGUAUCUUUGGUAUUACGGUUAGAAAAUGAGGACGGUAAAGUAAGCCGUAUUGAUUUUAACUUUUUCCUCGACAGUGAUACAGCACUUUCAGUUGCAAGUGAAAUGGAUUUUCAACAACUUGAACUCGUCAACAAGGACAUCAAGUUUAUAGCAGAGUUGAUCGAUCUUAUACUGGUGAACUUGGUAUCUGGAUGGAAGCCAUGUGUUGAUAUUAAUCAUCUUGCUUCCGAAAAUGGACAUGGAAUCCUGAAUGAUGAACAAAGAAAUCUGGAAUUGGUCAAGGAUGCAGAAAGCUCAAAUGGAUCACUGCAUAUUGUUUCUGGAGCUGCCCAGCUCUCCAACUACCCCUCUACUAGUUCUGGCUUAAUUGAAAACGACAAGCAUCCGAUAGAUGAUUGUGCUGAUCAGCACUGCAAACUUAAUGGUGAUUUUGAAUCUUCAAAUGCUGCUGUCUCAAAUUUUGACGGCUCAUUCUCUUUGGGAUUAUCAUGUACAGGAGAUAAGCCCCCAAAUGCAUGCAUGUACUCUCCUUUGGGCUGCAUAGAUUCUAACGGGUACAAGAUGGAGGGAAAGGUAAAGGACACACUAUCUGCAGUAGUUGAAAAUGGUGCUCUUUUCGAACAGAAGACUCUGCGAGUUGAUGUAAGCAGCAAUGUGCCGGCCAUUCUUGGUGUUUCAGACGAUAAUUCUCUACUGAGAUUGGUUGAUGAAGUUGAUGAGGAGUUGAGAGUGGAGUUGGAUAUGUUAGACUUGCUGUAUCAACAGGUAAUGAAAGACAUAUCUCGGAAAAGGCUGGAGGCCAUUGUGGCAGCAAAGAGAAGGGCGGAGGAGAGGAAGCAAUCGUUUAAUCUCUGAUCUUUCCUCCUCAACAUGUUUGCUUUGUAUUUUCUGUGGGAGAUAAUCCUUAGGAAACACUUUAAACAGCAUUAUUAUAGCUGUUUCUAUGUCCUUCUUUUUUAUGCUAAUGGCAUUGGCAUCUUGGUUACUG
Asparagus officinalis (garden asparagus) is the source of this 2089-nucleotide messenger RNA. RefSeq names its product probable serine/threonine-protein kinase WNK7. Gene Ontology annotation, cellular component: cytoplasm. Bases 160 to 1956 code for a protein of 598 amino acids. Lineage: Eukaryota; Viridiplantae; Streptophyta; Magnoliopsida; Asparagales; Asparagaceae. Gene Ontology annotation, biological process: protein phosphorylation; intracellular signal transduction. The record is from RefSeq and is a predicted model, not a curated record. Gene Ontology annotation, molecular function: ATP binding; protein serine/threonine kinase activity. The transcript has 7 exons.